AGGGGAUUUGGGGUCCCCGGGUCCCUCCCGGUGAUUUUUGGGUCCAUUUCAGGCGAUUUUGGGUCCCUUUAAGGAGAGUUUGGGUCCAUUUAAGGCGAUUUUGGGUCCAUUUCAGGCGAUUUUGGGCCCUCCCGGUGAUUUUUGGGCUCCCCCAGGUGAUUUUUGGGUCCAUUUCAGGCGAUUUUGGCUCCCCCAGGUGAUUUUUGGGUCCAUUUGAGGCGAUUUUGGCUCCCCCAGGUGAUUUUUGGGUCCAUUUCAGGCGAUUUUGGCUCCCCAGGGGAUUUUUGGGUCCAUUUAAGGCAAUUUUUGCUCCCCCAGGUGAUUUUUGGGUCCCUUUAAGGCGAUUUUUGCUCCCCCAGGUGAUUUUUGGGUCCAUUUGAGGCGAUUUUGGCUCCCCCAGGUGAUUUUUGGGUCCAUUUGAGUCGAUUUUUGCUCCCCCAGGUGAUUUUUGGGUCCAUUUGAGGCCAUUUUGGUGCUUCUCAGGCGCUUUUGGCUCCUCCCAGGCGACUUCCGGGUCCAUUGUCGGGGAUUUCGGCCCCCCCAGGUGCGCCCACCUGGCCAGGUGCGAUGGGCGAGGCCGAGGAGCCCCCGCGGGACCCCCCGGGGCCGCUGGCGCUGCUGCGCUCGCGCGCGCUCGACGUCACCUUCGAGGUGGGCGACGACUACGAGGUGAUCGAGACCAUCGGCACCGGCGCCUACGGCGUGGUCAGCUCGGCCCGGCGGCGGGACACAGGGCAGCAGGUGGCCAUCAAGAAGAUCCCCAACGCCUUCGACGUGGUGACCAACGCCAAGCGGACGCUGCGCGAGCUGAAGAUCCUCAAGCACUUCAAGCACGACAACAUCAUCGGCAUCAAGGACAUCCUGCGGCCCAGCGGGCCCUACGGAGAGUUCCGGAACGUCUACGUCGUGCUGGACCUCAUGGAGAGCGACCUCCACCAGAUCAUCCACUCCUCCCAACCGCUCACCCUUGAGCACGUCCGCUACUUCCUCUACCAACUCCUCCGCGGCCUCAAGUACAUCCACUCGGCCAACGUCCUCCACCGCGACCUCAAGCCCAGCAACCUCCUGGUCAACGAGAACUGCGAGCUCAAGAUCGGCGACUUCGGCAUGGCGCGCGGCCUGGGCGCCGACCCGCGCCAGAACAAGCCCUUCCUCACCGAGUACGUGGCCACGCGCUGGUACCGCGCGCCGGAGCUGCUGCUCUCCCUGCACCGCUACACCCGCGCCAUCGACAUGUGGUCGGUCGGCUGCAUCUUCGCCGAGAUGCUGGGGCGCCGGCAGCUCUUCCCGGGACGCAACUACGUGCACCAGCUGCAGCUGAUCAUGGCGGUGCUGGGCACGCCCCCGCCGGGCGUCAUGGCGGCCAUCGGCGCCGAGCGCGUCCGCGCCUACGUGCAGAGCCUGCCGCCGCGCCCGCCGGUGCCCUGGGAGAGCCUCUUCGGCCACGCCGAGCCGGCGGCGCUGGCGCUGCUGGGCCGGAUGCUGCGGUUCGACCCGCGCGAGAGGGUGGGCGUGGCCGAGGCGCUGCGCCACCCCUUCCUGGCCAAAUACCACGACCCCGAGGACGAGCCCGAGUGCGUGCCGGCGUUCGACUUCGCCUUCGACCGGCAGGCGCUGACCAAGGAGGAGAUCAAGGCGGCCAUCGUGGCCGAGAUCGCCGACUUCCACGCGCGGCGCGACGGCAUCCGCCGGCAGAUCGCGCCGGCGCCGGGGGGCGUGGCCGACAGCGGCGCCAACAAGGCCGGCGUCGGGGCCAACAUGGCCGCCGCCGGCGGCGACGUCGAGCUGGACGCGGUCAGCGCCGAGGCGCCAUCAUGGCCGCCCUGCGCCGACGUGGACAUGCCCAGCCCCGGCCCCGCCCCCGACUGCCCCAUGGAGUCGCCGCGGGUGAAGGCGGAGCCGGGGGCGGGGCAGGGGGCGGGGCCGGCGGCGGUGGCUCCGCCCAAGAGGGACGGCGCCAUCUCGGACGACACCAAGGCGGCGCUGAAGGCGGCGCUGCUGAAAUCGGCGAUGAGGAACAAGAGUAAAGACCCGCCAUGCGCCGCCCCGGAGGCGCCCGAGGGCCGGAAGCCGGUGACGGCGGCCGAGCGCCAGCGCGAGCGCGAGGAGAAGCGCCGGCGCCGCCAGGAGCGCGCCAAGGAGCGCGAGAAGAAACAGCGCGAGCGCGAGCGCCGCGAGCCACGCCCCCGGGGGGAGGGGCUCCACGGCCUCGUCCUCACCGACGACGACCGACACCUCCUGGAGCGCUGGACCAAGAUGGCCGACGGCGCCCAGCCCCGCCCGCAAGCCCCGCCCCCCUGCGCGGCCCCGCCCAAUGAGGCGUGGGCGGGCGCUCCGGCGUGGGCGGAGCCUGCGGGCGACGCCGACGUCGCCACGGUGACGCAGCAGCUGCAGAAGUCGCAGGUGGAGGACCCGCUGCCGCCGGUGUUCCCGGUGACGCCCAAGGGCAGCGGCGCCGGUUACGGCGUCGGCUUCGACCUGGAGGAGUUUCUGAGCCAAUCGCUGGACAUGGUGGGCGAGGCCAAGGACAGCCAGGCCGACUCGGCGCCGCUCUCGGCGUCGCUCCUGGCCGACUGGCUGGAGGUUCACCGCCUCAGCCCCGCCGCCCUCGAGAGCCUCCAGCGCGACCUCCAGCUCGGCUCGCCCAUGCUGCUGGCCGACGACCUCCCCGACCCCUGACCCCGCCCCCUCCCCGGCCACGCCCCCUCAUUACCCUCCCCUCGG
Haemorhous mexicanus (house finch) is the source of this 2724-nucleotide messenger RNA. RefSeq names its product mitogen-activated protein kinase 7 (gene MAPK7). Gene Ontology annotation, biological process: protein phosphorylation; intracellular signal transduction; cell surface receptor signaling pathway. The transcript has 8 exons. Bases 568 to 2679 code for a protein of 703 amino acids. The record is from RefSeq and is a predicted model, not a curated record. NCBI's taxonomy places the organism in Eukaryota, Metazoa, Chordata, Aves, Passeriformes, Fringillidae. Gene Ontology annotation, cellular component: cytoplasm; nucleus. Gene Ontology annotation, molecular function: MAP kinase activity; ATP binding.